AUGUACCUGCACUUCCACGAGCGGAUCCUCGGGAUCCUGAUCGGCAACGAGACCUUCGCGCUACCGUUUUGGGGUUGGGAUUCGCCUGACGGGAUGACCCUGCAGGAGAUCUACCUAACCGGGUCGUUCAACGACCACCACCGUGACGACGACGGCGGGUUUCACACAGCGACGCAGAUGGGGAGCGGGCACUUCGCCGGGGAAGGGUUCGGAAAGGCAUCCUACUUCCGAAACUGGCAAGUGGUGGAGUGGGACAACAAUCUCGUCCCUGUGUCGUCCAACCUACUCAAGCUAUUGGCCGACCGCCUCAACUGCUACGACAUCCAAGGCGGGAUCAACAGAGUUUGGGGCAACUAUUUUUACUAUGGAGGUCCUCGAACAAACAUCAGAUGCCCCUAG
Messenger RNA from Linum trigynum, 399 nucleotides. The record is from the annotation of a GenBank genome assembly. NCBI's taxonomy places the organism in Eukaryota, Viridiplantae, Streptophyta, Magnoliopsida, Malpighiales, Linaceae.